Molecule: messenger RNA, 756 nt
Organism: Wasmannia auropunctata (little fire ant)
Lineage: Eukaryota; Metazoa; Arthropoda; Insecta; Hymenoptera; Formicidae
Gene: Atg10
Product: ubiquitin-like-conjugating enzyme ATG10
Exons: 5
Coding region: 84-698 (204 amino acids)
Biological process (GO): protein modification by small protein conjugation; protein lipidation; macroautophagy
Cellular component (GO): intracellular anatomical structure
Molecular function (GO): Atg12 transferase activity
Source: RefSeq, a predicted model, not a curated record
GAAACGUAUAACCAAGGAGGAAGGCGAGAGAAGAGGGAAGACAAACGGAUGGCUCAUCGGAGCCAUCGACUCGUGCUACUCCGAUGGACGGCCCGGGCACGAUUACAUGGGAGGAAUUUCUCGAGAAUGCAGAAAGGUUUCUCGUUGUUUCAAACAAGCUGUCGGAUGGAUGGGGGCUCCACGGGGACAAGGAUAUUCCUGGACAAGCUUAUCUGGUUAGGAGGGUCAAACACUUUAUACCGUGCGACCCGACGGCGAGAGAGGACGGAUCGGCCGCCGACGACGGUGACGACGAUCCCGAGGAGUUCCACGUGAAUUUUCGGGAGGACCCGCACGAGGCGGCUCCCUCCACGAGCGAGACGCCGCUCGUCGUCGAGCAUCACAUCCUGUGGUCUAUGAGCUACAGUGUUCCAGUUCUCUUCUUCAAUGGAUGGAAAUCAGAUUUCCCCGGUAUUAACCCAGUAAGCGUGAAUGAGGCUCAGGCGGUUCACGAUUCCAAAUUAAAUUACACGGAAUUAUCGGAGGCGAUUCACCCUGUCGUCGGCACGCCAUUUCUGCAGCUACACCCGUGUCUAUCCCAGGGGCUGCUCCGAACCAUGCCAAAGAGCAAGAAUAAACUCGUCAGCUGGCUGAGCUGCGUGGCACCCGCGGCUCUUAAACUCAAAAUACAUCCGGAAUACUUCAAAUUGACUCACUGAAGCCUGGCCGUGUCUCGAGCAUUCUAAGGAAAAUUCUCUAUCCCGUAAACGGUUCCGU